Messenger RNA from Racocetra persica, 188 nucleotides. The record is from the annotation of a GenBank genome assembly. Lineage: Eukaryota; Fungi; Glomeromycota; Glomeromycetes; Diversisporales; Gigasporaceae.
AUCCAGAAGAUCAUAUUAGAUAUGUUGCAAAGCAACGAGUUCCAAAUGAGAAUAUCUAUAAUGAAAGAAUAGCAGACUUCAAAGAUUGGUAUAAUGAAGAGGUAUAUAAUAGUCUUGAAAAAUUAUAUAAAUUAUAUUUCGAAUUAGCUAGCCAAGAAGAGGUUGUAGAAAAAAGAUCCAAGAAAGAG